Messenger RNA from Lytechinus variegatus (green sea urchin), 1235 nucleotides. Its product is annotated as golgin subfamily A member 7-like. The record is from RefSeq and is a predicted model, not a curated record. The transcript is spliced from 5 exons. Gene Ontology annotation, biological process: peptidyl-L-cysteine S-palmitoylation; protein targeting to membrane. NCBI's taxonomy places the organism in Eukaryota, Metazoa, Echinodermata, Echinoidea, Temnopleuroida, Toxopneustidae. The coding region runs from base 78 to 581 and encodes 167 amino acids. Gene Ontology annotation, cellular component: palmitoyltransferase complex.
GCAACUCGUAUGUUUCUGUAUUUCCUGCAAUUAAAAAAAAAAUCAAAUUUGGAAGAAACGUGGAUUAAAAGAAGAGUAUGGGCAGAUAUGCCCCCGGCAAGACAUACAAAUAUAAGGCCCAAACGAAGCAAUCGCCACUGAAUAAUGUCAACGCAAUGUUGGACGCUGGACAGAAUAUAGCCAUGGAGAACAUCACAAGGCAACUCCAAGGCAAGGUGUUCAUUCAACGAGACUACUCUGAAGGCACAGGAGUUAAAUUCCAGACGAAGCUUCCUCAAGAACUCAUCGAUCGGAUUGAUCAAACCAGGUUCGAGUUCACCAUCAACAAACUGAACGAGUUUUAUGCAGAGGCUGAGAGGUUAGGUGCAAGGACUUACUGUGAAAGCUGCCUCGCAUGUUUGACAGCCUACACAGUACUUGUCUGUAUGACUACACAUUAUGAUAAGUGUGUAAAAAAGGCAGGACUAUUCAUACAGCAGCAGAAUGAUGAAAUCUAUGCUCCACGAGGUUUGGUCAUCACAGACCCGUUUACACGGGGACUCAGGGUUAUCGAGAUCACGGUAUAUGCCACAGACACAUGAUAAGAGUCUGGCCAUGGGAACUCAUGGUUGUAUCUACUUCUGGCGUAAUGAUCGUCGAUCAGGGCACGGAAUACCAACAUCUCUCAUGUAAAUAGCCUGACCAAGACAUUUUCAUACCUGUUUUUAUGUAAAUAGGAAUAUGACUAUAAAUAUAAUUGUAUAGCGAUAUUCGUAACGUCUGAGAAAUUUAUGUGAUCUAAUGCUUUCAACAGUUAUUCUUCAUACUGCUGAUGUGCUACCCACUAAUGGCCAAAUGAAAUAUAAUUCUGAAAAGUAUAUUAAAAAUAUGUAACAUUGUAUUAAAGUAUACAUGUUAAUUGAGAUGAUAUUGUAAUUCAAGAAGAUUUGAAUUUGAAAACUAGUGAAGCAUUUGGUUUCUAGCAUGAUACUAGUGAUCAGUGACAUUCUGAGACCAAUUUUUAUCUUGAUUAGAAUAUGAAUAGCCUCUACAUUGUAUUUGAUAUUAGGGGAGGGGAUGUAUAUUUUAAAAACUCAUCUCAAUGGAGAUUUCAUGAAACCUCCAAUCAUUAACUUGAAGUAUCCCAGUUUGACCUAAGACUAAGAGAUAGGUGAUGAUAGCAUUAAUUGUGAAUGUGGCUCUCAAACUAAAGUUUACAAGUGGUAUUGAGGUUCACACACGUUUCAUUAUUUGUA